Messenger RNA from Ectocarpus sp. CCAP 1310/34, 1019 nucleotides. The record is from the annotation of a GenBank genome assembly. NCBI's taxonomy places the organism in Eukaryota, Phaeophyceae, Ectocarpales, Ectocarpaceae.
GCCAAGCACGGCCACCCUGCCAACGGCAUGUCCUUCGGCGUGCAGGAGAAGAGCUGGAGUGACCAGCGGGAGUGCAACGGGUGGAUCUCGGGCAGCUGGAAGCUCCGUCCCAACAACGGCAGCAUCAUCCAGCAGCGCCUGUGCAUCCUGGUGCUGGACGACUUCAAGUGCCACAAGGGCGAGGGUUUCAUCGCCCCCCUCAAGAGAGACGCCAACACCAUCGUCAUCUUCAUCCCAGGCGGGUGGACGCCCUUGCUCCAACCGCUCGACCGCAUGCUCAACAAGCAGAUGAAGCGGCUGCUGCGGGGCAAGUACACAGCAUACAGCGCGUCGGCGGUCGCAGACGCCCGGUCGGGGAAGCUGAAGCCACCGGAGCGUGGGGUCGUCUCUACGUGGUGCAAGAAAGCGUGGGAGUCUAUCACCCCCGAGACGGUGAAGACUUGCUUCAAGAUCUGCGGUCUCACGCUCGCGCUCGACGGCAGCGAAGACCACGCCUGGUGCGAGCACAACUUCGGGGAAGACUACCGCGACCUUCUCGAGGAGCAGCACGCCGUGUGGCUCGCUGAGCACCCCGACGUGACUCUCCCGCCGCUCAAGCUGCCGAAGGUACCAGGGGGGUUCGACUCCAACCCCAUCACGGCUGCUCAGAAGGAGGUCGAGGGGAAGCUGCUGCCCUACGUCGCUGAUGAGAGCGACAGCGAGGUGGAGGUCUCGGAGGGCGACAGCGACGUGGAAGUCGUGGAGGGGCAGGGGGGCGGGGACGCCGAAGGAGAAGUAGUCGAAUUUUGAAUAAUAGUUCUUUGGGAUUGCCAGUGAGAUUGGAUAUUUUUGGGAUGGUAGGGGCGCGGGCACCACGUAGAGUUCAACCCGCCUAGGACGUACAGUAGUAGGACGUUGGUAGCUCGUAGUGGUAGUUUGGUGUGAUUUUUUACUUCGUUUUUGGUUUCAUCUGCGUUUAGAAUUGUUGAGUGGAUGCCGUUUGCAGAUUUGCCGAUCUUGUUCUUGAGAACGAAAAGAAG